CCACUGGAUAUUGGGUGCUUCUCCCCCUUGAAGACUGCAUAUGGACGACAGGUGGAGAAUCAGAUGCGGCUUGGGAUCAAUCAUAUUGACAAGGAGGAGUUUCUGGCCCUAUAUCCUGCAGCUCAGAUGCAGGCUCUGACUGAGAACAACAUCAAGAGCAGUUUCAGGGCAGCUGGGCUGGUUCCAUACAAUCCUGAGCAGGUUCUCUCGCGCCUUAAUACCACAAUGCAUACCCCCACCCCACCUGGGACCUCUCAUAGCUCUCAGGCCUCCUGGGCCACUGCUACACCACAUAAUAUACACCAGCUAGAGCAGCAGACUAAGAAAGUUAAAGGAUAUAUUAAGCACCCCCAAGAGGGAGCUUUGGGGGUGGAAGAAGGCUUGGAUCGCGUACGAAGCAUCAAUGAAUGGGAAAGAGGGGUGGUUGAGGCUGCUGAGUCCCAACCACGAAGACGUGCAGCACCACAGUGUAGUGACUUGAAGAGCAUUCUUGUUGUAUGGCAGGUGGGAAGUGGCUCGCUUGCUUAUGUGGCUCGCUCGCUUAUCGAUUAA
Histoplasma mississippiense is the source of this 552-nucleotide messenger RNA. RefSeq lists its product with no specific name. The record is from RefSeq and is a predicted model, not a curated record. NCBI's taxonomy places the organism in Eukaryota, Fungi, Ascomycota, Eurotiomycetes, Onygenales, Ajellomycetaceae. The annotation marks the transcript as partial. The transcript is spliced from 3 exons. Gene Ontology annotation, molecular function: nucleic acid binding.